CCGUGAAACCUUCUUUUAGCUAGGUCUAACGGCAGAAGGCGACAUCCGGAGAUUCAUACGCAAGACUGCAGGCGAGGGUUCUAAUCUAGACGCGAAGUGCAGGUCUGCGGGCGAGGGAUUCCAGACGCGAGAAAUGAAGAUUGCGAUUGAAGGGUGCAUGCACGGCGACCUGGAUAGUGUCUACGCCACUCUCUUACAUCUGCAAGAAGUGGAGAAUACAAAAAUUGACCUUCUCAUUUGCUGUGGUGACUUUCAGGCUGUUAGGAAUGAGAAAGAUUUGGAAAGCUUAAAUGUGAAGCCUAAGUUUCGCAGCAUGAACUCCUUCUGGAAAUACUACUCUGGGGAGAAAAUAGCGCCUUUUCCAACUCUAUUUAUUGGGGGGAACCAUGAAGCGUCUAAUUAUUUGUGGGAACUAUAUUAUGGUGGAUGGGCAGCCCAUAACAUAUACUUCUUGGGUUUUGCUGGAGUAAUAAAGUUUGGUAAUAUUCGUAUUGGAGGGCUUUCUGGAAUUUUUAAGUCUCAUCAUUAUUUCUUAGGACACUAUGAGAGGCCACCUUAUAACGAAAGUGAUAUCCGUUCUAUAUAUCAUGUUCGUGAAUAUGAUGUUCUGAAGCUGAUGCAGAUUCAGAAACCGAUGGAUAUUUUCCUGUCACAUGAUUGGCCUCUUGGCAUAACAGACUAUGGAAACUGGAGGGAGCUUGUUCAACGGAAAAGAUUUCUAAAGGAUGAGAUUGAAGCGAAAACCCUUGGAAGCAAGCCGGCUGCUGAGUUGCUGGAAAAGUUGAAACCCUCUUAUUGGUUUUCAGCUCAUCUACACUGCAAAUUUGCUGCUCUUGUUGAGCAUGGAGAGGGUGGCCCAGUCACGAAAUUUCUUGCACUUGACAAAUGUCUUCCAGGGCGCAAGUUUUUGCAGGUUGUCGAAAUUGAAUCAGAUCCAGGCCCACAUGAGUUUCAAUAUGAUGAAGAGUGGCUGGCAAUAACAAGGAAUUUUCACUCUGCCUUUCCUUUAACCAACAAACGAGUAGACUUGAGGGAUAUUACACUUGACUUGCAAGAUUGUCAACAGUGGGUCAACAAUAAGCUCCUAAAUAGAGGAGGGGCCAAACCUUUUGAUUUUGUUCCUACAGCACCUUGUCACAAUUCCCGGAAGUUUGCUCCAGAAAAUAACUCAAAGGAAUGCUAUAGAAACCCUCAAACAGAGGCUUUUUUGCAGUUACUUGAGCUUCCUUAUAUUUUUGAUAAGCAGCAGUCAUCAAGGGAGUAUAGUGGCAGAACUAUGAGUAGUUCUGAGGGUAUAGGUUCCUCUAGUUAUUACAGUGAAGACAUCCCUAUUGACGAUGUGGAUGAGAUGGAAGAACUUGCUGAAGAUGAAGAAAAAAAAGAGGAAACUAACUAGCUUAUCAUAUGAAGGUGAAUGAAAUAGAGGAAACUUUCUUGUUGAAGAAGAUGCGGGAAUAUCCUAUAAAUCCUAACCCUAAAGUAACCCCAUCUGAAAUCACUUAUUGCUCAUGUAUUUGGAUUAGUUUUCAGGUACAUAAACAUUGAUAAAUUGAUAAUUUUAUUUAUUUAUGUAUUUAGAAUGGAUUGGGAUGCAAGAAUGAAACAAUUAGCAAGUUUUUGAAGUAUCUGGAGUUAAAAGGUCUUCAUUUGAUUUGAAGUACCAAUUCACUUUGAUGUUAUCAGA
Impatiens glandulifera is the source of this 1684-nucleotide messenger RNA. Its product is annotated as lariat debranching enzyme. The transcript is spliced from 10 exons. Bases 134 to 1396 code for a protein of 420 amino acids. NCBI's taxonomy places the organism in Eukaryota, Viridiplantae, Streptophyta, Magnoliopsida, Ericales, Balsaminaceae. Gene Ontology annotation, molecular function: RNA lariat debranching enzyme activity. The record is from RefSeq and is a predicted model, not a curated record. Gene Ontology annotation, biological process: mRNA splicing, via spliceosome. Gene Ontology annotation, cellular component: nucleus.